Durusdinium trenchii is the source of this 871-nucleotide messenger RNA. The record is from the annotation of a GenBank genome assembly. NCBI's taxonomy places the organism in Eukaryota, Dinophyceae, Suessiales, Symbiodiniaceae.
GAGAUUUCCCGAGAUGGAAGGACCAGACAUGCAAGUGGGUUCUCUGCUCCCAGAGGAGAGCGACGAUCAGGCCACAGACUUUUUGGUGGAAGCGCAACGAGAGGUGCGCUUUGCGCGGCGUUGUGCCAUUUCAUCCAUGCUUUUGGCAGGCGCUGCUGUGACCAUGCUGGUGGCGACGGUGUUUCAGAAUAAAUCGGCCAGCUCAGAUGUGACGCAGGCGACGGUCCUCGACAACACAGUGUAUCCCACGUUCCCAGGUGUGCCUUUAUUGUCACCCGGUUGGGCACGCUGCAUCACCAAUGCUGUGGUGCGUGAAGGCCACAAUCCUGAGUCCCCAAAGGUGGCGGUGGUCCGUGAGAAGACCAAGGUCUUGGUGGCCGAAGUCCGCGGUCGCAGGGUUCGCAUAGAAGAGCCCAUCCAUGGCUGGGUUUCAUCAAUGUCAAGCGAUGGCAUCGAAGUGAUCCGGAUGUUGGAGGGCGAGAAGCUGCGCGACCACUUCAAGCGAGAUAUUGACCGCCGUAGCUUCCCCAAGAACCAGAGCGCACAGGAAAGCUUCGAACAGCUUCGUGCUGAACUUCUCAAGCUUAAGGGCAGCGAGGGCCAACUCAUGGGUCUCAUGGAGCGAGUGGUUGGGAAGCUUCAGGACAAAGCCAAGGUCCAUGCAUAUGCUGAUGUGGCCACCGACGGAGCCACGCAGGUGGUUCAGAAGCUCCAGGACACCAUUCAAUCCAUCGACCUGGACAAGUUUGAUGCCAAGCAGAUGGCUGAGGACUUCUUGAAGGGUAAGGUUCACCUGGGCGACAUUAACAUCGACUUCUUGAAGUCGGAGGCGCCGCAAACACCUCGCCCGAGCAUCGACAUCGUGGAAUGA